Messenger RNA from Gopherus flavomarginatus (Mexican gopher tortoise), 1502 nucleotides. Its product is annotated as ankyrin repeat domain-containing protein 9-like. The transcript has a single exon. Lineage: Eukaryota; Metazoa; Chordata; Testudines; Testudinidae. Gene Ontology annotation, molecular function: protein binding. The record is from RefSeq and is a predicted model, not a curated record. The coding region runs from base 282 to 1172 and encodes 296 amino acids.
GUAACCUGUGCCAGGCAUGAAGCAGGGUGCACUGACUAACCAUCUAGUGCAUGGAAUGGGUUAACUGAGCCUGUGGGAUUGUGCUUACCUAAACAAAAUCACUGCAACGAGGGGAAAAACAAUGAAUGGGUGGAGAUGUUCAAGCCGAGGCAUUCCAGCUAGUGCAGUCGGGCUGCAAUGACAGGCUGAACGUUGCAGCAGCAUCGGGAUCUGCAUUCAAAGUGAGCAAAUCUUACAUAGUGGAGCAAGCUUGCGUGCAGGUCUUGUUUAUUUGCUGAGACAUGGCCAGUAACCAGGCCAGUCUGCAGGAUGAGCAGAGCAGGCAUUGUAAGUUCUUAUCCUAUAUGUUCUACCAGGCUGUAAGAGACCACAAACCAGUAUGGAUGCUGGAAGAUAUGAGAACUAUGGAAUAUUUUUACUGGGAGGAAAAUGCCAGCCUGAGAACAUAUUCACCUUCGGAAGCCCUUCUCUAUGCAGUGGUGCAUAAUCACCUGCCUUAUGCCCAGUAUCUGCUGUCUCAUUUUCCAGAGGAGGCUCUCAAGGUGCCUGGAGAGCAUUUCUGCUAUUGCCCAUCCUCUGCCCCUCAUUUGGCCAUGGCAGUCACAUAUGACAGGAGGGACAUUUUGGGGCUGAUCAUCAAGAUUGCACACAAGCUACCCAGCCUAAACUCCUACAUCAACAGGACCGGCUGCUUUCAUCUGGAAGAUGGCAAGACCCCACUGCACCUUGCCUGCGAACUGCUGAGGUCAGAGACCGUCCUCAUCCUCCUAGGGAACGGGGCUUCUCCUAGGAUCAAGGACAGCAAGGGGCUCACCCCGUUGGAUGUCAUCCUGGAGCAGAUGUGGGACUCCAAAGUCAACGUGGCAUCGAAAAAGCUCUGCCUCGAUUACCUCUUGCUCUUCAUGCCUAGCCCACAGUUUAAGAUGCGGAAAGUUCUGCAGGAUCAUCCAGACCACUGGACAGCUUUGCUAGGGGAAGACAAAUUCAACACCCUGGUGGGGAACACACCUACUUCUUUAUACCUGCAAGCUAUGCAAACUAUUCUCCAGUCUCUCCCACCUUCCCACUUUCCUAAAAGCAUCCAGGAACUACCUAUACCUCAGGCACUAAAGCCCCUACCUUCCUACAGCAAAAAGCUACAGACAAAAAAUGUGGUAAAUGUUUUUCCUUGACUAUUUUGGGGGGUUGGAUUUUCAAAGGCACCUAAGGGAGUUAGGCACCUAACUCCCCUAGAAUUUCAAUAAGAUUUUGGUAUCUACCUCCCAUAGGCCCCAUUUGAAAAUCCAAUAUUUUAUGAGAAGAUUUUCAGUGUUUUUCUAAUCGAUUGCAGGCACGGCACUUUUAAAAACAAAGUCCUUCUUUUUUAUUGUGCAUGUGAAGGGUUAAGUUUAACUGAAGUAAUUUUUUUAACUGCCAGCUGAAAUCAGUGUAUCUGAAUUCCCAAUAUAUUAACAUUAUCCUGUGUAAAUUAUGCCGGUGAAAAAGAAUGACCUGUCCAUUGG